AUGUCCAAUGGCCGACUGGAUGGCAAGGUUGCCGUCGUCACAGGUGCUGCAGGUGGGUUUGGAAAAGGCAUCGCAGACAAGUUCUCCAGGGAAGGCGCCAAGGUCAUCAUCGCAGACAUCUCGGAACAGGCUGGCCAGGCAGCGGCUGCGGAGCUGGGAGCCGUCUUUGUCCAAGCCGAUGUCACCAAGAGAAACGACUGGGAGCGUCUGCUAAACGAAUCCCUAAAGGCGUUUGGGCAGCUCGACAUUAUUGUCAAUAAUGCAGGCGUUGGGUAUGAAAAUAAACCAACAGAGCAUGUCACCGAGUCAGAAUUCGACGCCGUGUUCAACGUCAAUGUCAAGGCACUUUACAUGUCGACAAGCGUUCUGCUACAAAGGUACUUUCUGAAGGAGAAUCGACCAGGGUGCUUCAUCCAAGUGGCCUCAACGGCUGGGAUACGGCCUCGACCCAGGUUAACCUGGUACAACGCCUCCAAGGGAGCCAUCAUCACGGCCACCAAGUCCCUGGCUGCAGAAUAUGGCCCGAAACAGAUCCGGUUCAAUGCUGUUUCUCCCGUCAUCGGCAGUACGGCAAUGACCCAUCUCUUCUUGGGCAAAGCUGAUACUGAGGAGAACCGCGCUGCGUUUGUAUCUACUGUUCCGCUUGGGCGCCCGUCGACACCUGCCGAUGUUGGCAAUGCGUGCUGCUACUUGGCCAGUGAAGAGGCAGCCUUCAUUACUGGUGUGAAUAUCGAGGUUGACGGCGGGCGAUGUGUGUGA
This is a messenger RNA of Ustilaginoidea virens, 759 nucleotides long. RefSeq lists its product as uncharacterized. The transcript is spliced from 2 exons. The record is from RefSeq and is a predicted model, not a curated record. Bases 1 to 759 code for a protein of 252 amino acids. Lineage: Eukaryota; Fungi; Ascomycota; Sordariomycetes; Hypocreales; Clavicipitaceae.